Molecule: messenger RNA, 722 nt
Organism: Ricinus communis (castor bean)
Lineage: Eukaryota; Viridiplantae; Streptophyta; Magnoliopsida; Malpighiales; Euphorbiaceae
Exons: 4
Coding region: 125-367 (80 amino acids)
Cellular component (GO): chloroplast
Source: RefSeq, a predicted model, not a curated record
CACGGUUCAGUUUCAAGUCCAGUGGAUGGACUAAAGAGGCCCAUUAAAUUCAGAGUUUGCCCAAACGAAAAGUCGGAAAACAGAGACACCGAACCACAGAUACCUCCGUAACAAUUUCCCAGGCAUGGCCUCUUCGUCGUCGUCUGAUCCUUCUGUGCGAAGGGAUGUUGCUGUUAGAAAGCAAAACAACGGCCCUCCUGUCAAAUUCUUGGUUCCUCUCGUUUAUGCUCCAAUUCUUCCUCUCAUUCGGAUCGCGCUGCGUAGAAAUCCAGUAGUAAGGGAUCGUUUGUUUACUGCUGUGUUGGCUGGUGCCUUUGCUCAUGGAUUUUACUUGGUAACAGAUAUAUAUGAUGUCGAGAGCAAGUAAAUUUGCUUGUGGAUUGAGAGGCCUGGUUUGGUGGUUCAUGCUACAUCUUUCAUGGGCUUACAAAUCAAAUAGCAGAUUUGGUAUUCUACAAUUCCAUCGAAUUAUUUGGAAGAAUUUGAGUUUUUAUUCUCUAGUUUUCUUAUGGAAUAUCUUUUACCCUUUUUUGGGGCCUGAAAGUCUUAGAAUUGCAUCCAACAAACUUUAAUUCUUGAGAGAAAUAAUUACCAGAUGAAGAAGCUGAUUUUGUUUAAUUGUAAUUGCCAUUUCACAGAAGGAAAAAUGUCGUUGUGGUUUUUUUGACUUCUGAAACUGAGAACCUUAAUGCCAAAGAAAUUGUGUUUUUGCCUUUCUGAAA